GUCACUAUGCGCAAACCGAUCCAAAGGGAAAACCGGUUGUCCUUCUGUCUGUCUGUCCGCGUGCAAUAAAUAUUGCCGCCACUGCCAUACCGUGUUGGUUCUCUUGUUUUUGGUAAAACUUAAGACGUUCACUGAAAAAAGAAAGAAGCAACAAUUUUCGUGUGUUUUCGGCGGCUCUCUUGAUCUUUUCUAGUCAAUCUUUACGACCGUACUCGUACGAAUUUUUGUGCUUUUGUUGCUUUUGAUUUUUUCCUUCUCGCUGAACGUUUACAAUUUCCACUUAUGUUUAAACCCAAACCCCCGGUUCUCUCUUAGCCAUUUCUUCCAACUACUCUUCGUCUCCGUGUCAUCCUCCGGGCUUUAUUUGGGUCAUCGACCAUUUUUGGUUCACAGGACUUGGCAGUUUGAGUUCGUUUUGCAGAGGAAAUGGGGUCCGUGAUCUCAGACAGGGCUGUCCCUGUUCUUCUUCUGGGCAUUUUGCUUUUGAAUUGCUUCACUGAGUUUGGAACGGACGCUCAGGCGCCUUUGGCACAAAAUGAAGUGAAAGCUCUUGAAGCAAUAUCCACAAAAUUAGAGAACCUAAAUUGGAGCAUCAAUGAAAAUUUUUGCACUGACGUCGGAAGGAUGAACUCCAUUGAUAGCAAGAGCAAUCCUCUAAGGAACAUCACAUGCGACUGUAAUAACACUGUUUGCAGUAUCAUAAACAUCGAGCUGAAGGGUUUCAAUUUAUCUGGAGUUCUACCAGCUGAAUUUGGAAAUCUUACUAAUCUGCGACAACUUGAUCUCACUCGCAACUAUAUCAGUGGAUCAAUUCCUACAAGUUUUGCUCAGCUCCCUCUGGUCAAUCUGUCCCUUUUGGGAAACCGACUAAAUGGUAGCAUUCCUAGGGAAAUUGGUGAUAUUGGUUCGCUUGAGGAGUUGGUCUUGCAAGAUAAUCAGCUUGUUGGACCUCUUCCUGAAAGCCUAGGAAAUUUGAUAAACUUGCAAAGACUCAUUCUUUCUGGAAACAAUUUUACAGGCCCAAUACCAGAAAAAUUUGGCAAUUUAAAGAACUUAACUGAUUUUAGGAUAGACGGGACCAAAAUAUCGGGGAAGAUACCUGAUUUUAUUGGGAAUUGGAAGAAACUUGAUCGACUUUAUAUGCAAGGCACAUCCAUGGAGGGCCCCAUUCCUUCCAACAUAUCCCUGUUAACAAACUUAACUCAACUGAUGAUAUCUGACUUGAACGGAUCGAGCAGUAGAUUCCCUGAUUUGGAGAAAUUGACAAAUUUGGAGUAUUUGGUGCUGAGAAAUUGCUUAAUCACUGGUUCAAUCCCAGCCUAUAUUUUAUCGAUGAAGUUGAAAAGAAUAGACCUGAGCUUCAACAAUUUGAGUGGUCCAAUUCCAGAGACAAGUAUGAACGAGGAGCUAGAUUACAUGUUUUUGACCAGCAACUCAUUGACUGGAAAGGUGCCGAGUUGGAUCUUGAAAAGCAAACAUGCAAUGGAUUUAUCUUACAACAAUUUUUCAGCAUCAUCUGAAUCAUCUGAUUUUAGUUGUGAAGUACAGUCACCUGUGAAUUUGGUUUCCGGUUAUUCAUCCCUGGAGAUUGACUCAAGUCGUUGGUGUUUGAAGAAGGACCUCCCCUGUUCCCAAAAACCACAAUAUUAUUCAUUUUUUAUUAAUUGUGGUGGGGAUGGAAUGAAUUUCGAAGGGAACAAAUAUGAACAGGACAUAAACGCUCCAUCUGAUGGAGCGUCACACUUUAGUUCUUCUGAAAAAUGGGCUUAUAGCAGUACAGGGGUUUACACAGGCAAGAAUGGUGCUUCCUACAUAGCAAAAAAUACAUUUUCUCUGAAUGUGGUUGGUCCAGAAUUCUACCAGACAGCACGACUUGCCCCUCUAUCACUUAAGUACUAUGGCCUUUGCUUGAGAGAGGGAAGUUACAAAGUAAAGCUUUAUUUUGCUGAAAUAAUGUUUUCUGAUGACCAUACAUUUAGCAGCCUGGGAAAGCGCAUAUUCGAUGUCUCAAUUCAAGGGAAUUUAGUUUUGAAGGAUUUCAACAUUAUGGAGGCUGCUGGAGGUGUUGGUAUAGGCAUCCAUAGGGAAUAUGAUGUUCUUGUUAAUGGUAGUACUUUGGAGAUUCAUUUAUACUGGGCAGGGAAAGGAACUACUUCCAUUCCUGACAGAGGUGUCUAUGGACCUCUUAUAUCUGCCAUUGCAGUGACACCAAACUUUGGCACUGGAAAGGGUCUACCUGCUGGAGCUAUUGCUGGAAUUGUACUUGCAUCAUGUAUGCUCCUUGUAUUGAUUUUGGUAGUUCUCCGAAUGAAGGGUUACCUAGGGGGGAAUGACCUUGAAGAUAAAGAACUACGUGCACUAGAUCUACAAACAGGUUAUUUUACUUUAAGACAAAUUAAAGCUGCCACCAGUAACUUUGACCCUGCAAACAAGAUAGGCGAAGGAGGCUUUGGGCCUGUUUUCAAGGGUGUACUAUCAGAUGGUGCUGUAAUUGCUGUUAAGCAGCUAUCCGCCAAAUCGAAGCAAGGGAACCGUGAAUUUGUCAAUGAGAUAGGCAUGAUUUCUGCAUUACAACACCCAAAUCUUGUGAGGCUUUAUGGAUGUUGUAUCGAAGGAAACCAGUUGUUACUAGUAUAUGAGUACAUGGAAAACAAUAGUCUUGCCCGUGCAAUUUUUGGUCGUGAGGAAAACCAGCUACACUUGGAUUGGCCAACAAGGAAGAAGAUAUGCUUGGGAAUAGCAAAGGGAUUAGCUUAUCUUCAUGAGGAAUCAAGGUUGAAAAUCGUUCACCGAGACAUAAAAGCUACAAAUGUGCUCCUUGAUAAGGAUCUAAAUGCCAAGAUAUCUGACUUCGGUUUAGCUAAACUUGAUGAAGAAGAGAACACGCAUAUCAGCACACGAAUUGCAGGAACAAUUGGUUAUAUGGCUCCUGAAUACGCAAUGAGGGGUUACUUGACUGACAAAGCAGAUGUUUACAGCUUUGGAGUAGUUGCUUUGGAGCUUGUUAGUGGGAAAAGCAACACAAAUUACAGACCAAAGGAGGAGUUUGUUUAUCUGCUGGACUGGGCCUAUGUCCUAGAGGAGCAAGGUAACCUGUUAGAGCUUGUGGAUCCAAAGCUCGGUUCAAGCUACCCCCCCGAAGAGGCAAUGAGAAUGCUCAAUUUGGCUCUCUUAUGCACCAACCCCUCUCCCACUCUCAGACCAUCAAUGUCUUCCGUAGUAAGUAUGCUUGAAGGAAAAAUUGCAGUUCAAGCACCAAUAAUCAAGCGCAGUGAAACAAACCUGGAUGCAAGGUUCAAAGCCUUUGGGAAAUUAUCACAAGACAGCCAAACACAAAUCUCUACAUUUUCACAAGAUAGUCAAAUACAGAGAGAAAUUUCAAUGACUGGGCCUUGGACUGAUUCAUCCGUUUCUGUCCAUAGUAAGGAUGAGACCCGAGACCAUUCUUCAUCGAGCAGGCUUCUUCAGGAUCUAUAUGAUGUAAAUUUAGAUUAACUGAUUAAUAUAUAAGGAGAAGAACAAAUUAAGAUUAUGGUAUUCUUUUCUUAUUUUGGUUAGAUUCUUACGUAAAUUUAAGGAGCUAUUUGACAAUUGUUUAUACUGUUAGAAAAACAAUAGAGCAAAGAUGCUUUUAGAUUAUUUAGCAGAUUCGUAUAGAGAAAGUUACAUGAGUUUGUCUUUUAAUGAGAUUCUGUAGCACUGAUGACA
Molecule: messenger RNA, 3708 nt
Organism: Alnus glutinosa
Lineage: Eukaryota; Viridiplantae; Streptophyta; Magnoliopsida; Fagales; Betulaceae
Product: probable LRR receptor-like serine/threonine-protein kinase At1g53430
Exons: 24
Coding region: 427-3495 (1022 amino acids)
Biological process (GO): protein phosphorylation
Molecular function (GO): ATP binding; protein kinase activity; protein binding
Source: RefSeq, a predicted model, not a curated record